This is a messenger RNA of Rattus norvegicus (Norway rat), 961 nucleotides long. It is a transcript of the gene Apela, whose product is annotated as apelin receptor early endogenous ligand. Gene Ontology annotation, biological process: embryonic heart tube development; apelin receptor signaling pathway; placenta blood vessel development. Gene Ontology annotation, molecular function: apelin receptor binding. The record is from RefSeq and is marked validated. Gene Ontology annotation, cellular component: extracellular region. Bases 224 to 388 code for a protein of 54 amino acids. Lineage: Eukaryota; Metazoa; Chordata; Mammalia; Rodentia; Muridae. The transcript is spliced from 3 exons.
AUCAUUAACCUUUUCAGGAAAAAGCAGCUGGCAGCCCUCUGAGGUCUGGCCAUAGGAUGUGGGGUGAGCCGGACAGAUACUGCCCAGGCGCUUUACAGACAAUUUCUUUACUUGGAGAGCUAUUGUUCACUUGCGUGUAAAAAGAAAAACAGAAAAAAAGAAAAAGAAGAAAAGAAAAAGCAAAAGGAAAGAAAAAAGGAAAGAAAAAAAGAAAAGAAAAAAGAUGAGAUUCCAGCCCCUUUUUUGGGUAUUUUUUAUCUUUGCGAUGAGUCUCCUUUUUAUCACGGAAGAGAAAUCAGUUAAUUUUCCCAGGAGAAGAAAACUAUACAGACACAACUGCUUUCGCCGGAGAUGCAUUUCACUUCAUUCUCGAGUGCCCUUCCCAUGAGAAAGUCACUGAUCUCCUUGGUUACCAGAAGAAGGGUGAAAGCAGACAUACCCAGUCACCUGGAAACGUCCUCAGGAUGGCAACAGUGCGGCAGCUUGGGAGUUACUAUGCAACAGAAGCUGUUUCAAAGUACCUUGGAUGGCUUUUCGGAUCCAGAGACUGCUCUUCCUGGAUUUUCUUCGAUAAGAAAGUAAUAGACAUGGAAGACAGACUAGACUAGAGCACACUCACCUGCCUGAAUAACAAUCUCUCAUCCGUUUCUGCACAUUAUUUGCAUAUGACAUAUGCAUGAUCCAUAGUGGUGGGUUUCAUGAAGGCAUUUACAUACAAGUACAUCAUGUCCUGUGACUAUAAUUGCACACAUGUACAUCACAUUACACUAUUUACACACAUGUAUGCCAUGUGCACUAUUUACACACAUUUACUUUCCUCUUUCUCUCCCUUCACCCUCCUGCUGGUCCCUUUCAUUCGCCUGGACAGUUUUGUUUCUAUUUUAGUGGCAUGUACACAUGAAUGAUUUUAUUGCACAUUAUUAUUCUGACAUGUAUUAAAAAGAAAACUACUUUAAUAUUA